Messenger RNA from Lynx canadensis (Canada lynx), 1271 nucleotides. It is a transcript of the gene JAM2, whose product is annotated as junctional adhesion molecule 2. The record is from RefSeq and is a predicted model, not a curated record. The transcript is spliced from 10 exons. Lineage: Eukaryota; Metazoa; Chordata; Mammalia; Carnivora; Felidae. Gene Ontology annotation, biological process: leukocyte tethering or rolling. Gene Ontology annotation, cellular component: protein complex involved in cell adhesion; tight junction; cell surface. Bases 39 to 935 code for a protein of 298 amino acids.
UCGGCUUCCGAGGCGCAGCCAGCUCGGACCCCGAGAAGAUGGCGAGGAGGAGCCGCCACCGCCUCCUCCUGCUGCUGCUGCGCUACCUGGUGGUCGCCCUGGGCUAUCAUAAGGCCUAUGGAUCGUCUGCCCCAAAAGGCCAUCAAGUAGUCACAGCAAUAGAGUAUCAAGAGGUUAUAUUAGCCUGCAAAUAUGCAAAGAAGACCAUGUCCUCCAGGUUAGAGUGGAAGAAACUGGGCCGGAGUGUCUCCUUUGUCUACUACCAACAGUCUCUUCAAGGUGAUUUUAAAUAUCGAGCCGAGAUGAUAGAUUUCAGUAUACGGAUCAAAAAUGUUACAAGAAAUGAUGCUGGGAAAUAUCGUUGUGAAAUUAGUGCCCCAUCUAAGAAAGGCCAAAACCUGGAAGAAGAUACGGUUACUCUGGAAGUACUAGUGGCUCCAGCAGUUCCGUUGUGUAGCGUCCCCAGCUCUGCUCUGAGUGGAACUGUGGUAGAGCUGCGAUGUCACGACAAAGAAGGGAAUCCAGCUCCUGAGUACACGUGGUUUAAAGAUGGCGUCAAUUUGUUAGAGAAUCCAAGACGUGGCCCCCAAAGCAGCAACAGCUCAUAUACAAUGAAUACAAAAUCUGGGACUCUGCAAUUUAACACUGUUUCAAAACUAGACAGUGGAGAAUAUUUCUGUGAAGCCCAUAAUUCCGUGGGACGUCGCAGGUGUCACGCGAAGCGAAUGCAAGUAGACGAUCUCAACAUACGUGGCAUCAUAGCAGCUGUAGUAGGUGUGGCCUUUGUGAUUUCUGUUUGUGGCCUUGGUGUGUGCUAUGCUCAGAGGAAAGGCUACUUUUCAAAAGAGACCUCGUUCCAGAGAAGUAAUUCUGCAUCUAAAGCCACCACAAUGAGUGAAAAUGAUUUCAAGCAUACAAAAUCUUUUAUAAUUUAAAAUAAUGCCACCUUUGAGAUACACCAAAACCACAGUUGUUACACAAGCUAUUAAAAGAUUUAAAUCUCUGCUUUGUCUUACAUUUGCAAGGAGGUACAUGAGGAGAUUAAAUUGGUAUUUCAUUCUAAUUUUUAUGAUCGCUAAAUUACUUGAAAUUGUUCUGUCAGCACCUAAAUAAAAUACGGUCUGGCUUCUUGUGUCUGGACAAAGUUAAAAGAAUCACAAUACUUUAUAGUAUUCCGGGGUUUAUGAGAUGUUAAAUGCCCUAACUUCUGGAGGAAGUUCGAUUGUGAAAUGAACCCACAGAGCAUGAAAAUAUAAACUGUAUCCACUUUC